This is a messenger RNA of Archocentrus centrarchus (flier cichlid), 1014 nucleotides long. RefSeq names its product cyclin dependent kinase inhibitor 3 (gene cdkn3). The transcript is spliced from 8 exons. Gene Ontology annotation, biological process: protein dephosphorylation. The record is from RefSeq and is a predicted model, not a curated record. Bases 108 to 734 code for a protein of 208 amino acids. NCBI's taxonomy places the organism in Eukaryota, Metazoa, Chordata, Actinopteri, Cichliformes, Cichlidae. Gene Ontology annotation, molecular function: protein tyrosine phosphatase activity.
GGUGUGCUUCCUGGCGUUUUUAAAUUGCAGCUGCUGACGGACUCACGGAGCUAUCAAAACAGUCGCAAGGAGGAGCGCAUGACUGGUGUUUGGGUGGGGCUGAAGAAAUGAGGACAAGCGAGUUUGACUCUUCAUCUGAAGAUGAGGUUGGAGACGAGGAUCUGACUCCUUUGCGUGUCUCUUGGUUGCCUCUGUCCAUAGUAGGAUGCCCGCAGUUUCUUGGAAUAUGUGCACUACCAGGUUGCAAAUACAAAGAAAUCCGCAGAUGUCUACAAAGAGAUGUCGAGGAGCUCCAGAACCAGGGGGUGCAGGAUGUGUUUGUUUUCUGCACAAGAGGAGAACUUAGCAAGUAUCGGGUUCCCUCCCUGCUGGAGGUCUACCAGCAGCUAGGUUUUAGGGUUCACCACAUGCCUUUCGUAGAUGGAGACACUCCUGAGCUGGAGCAGUGCUGCCAGAUCCUGGAGGAGCUGCAGGCCAGCCUCAAGAAUGACAGGAGGACCGUGAUCCACUGCUAUGGGGGCCUGGGACGCUCUGCAUUAAUUGCUGCCUGUCUGCUGCUUCAGCUCUCUUUCACAAUGACACCAAACAAAGCCAUCGAAAUCCUCAGGCAGCACAGAGGAGGAGGAGCAAUACAAACAGUGAGGCAAUACAACUUUCUUCACGAGUUUCGGGAAAAGUACACGGCCUACCGAGAAAGCGGCGAGGUUCCCUCAGAGCGCUCAGUGUCUCGGUGAUUACCGCUCUUUUCUACAGAGCUGAAAAACUUGAGCUACUCAGACUUGCUUGUUUGCCAGUGAUGCUUUUCUGAUUGUGUGGUGGUGUGAGUCUAUGCUUGAGAAAUGCACUUUAGAAUGAAAACUGUAAUAUAUUGCUUCUUAUCCUCAUAAAUAAAUAAAAAGACUUUAUGAGGAGAUAUUGCUUUUAUUAGUGACUGUUUCAUUUAUAUUACAAAUGAAAUUAAUGGUGUGUUAGAAAUGUUGUCAGCUAGGAAAUAUGUGUCUAUGCUGUGUUUUC